Soboliphyme baturini is the source of this 225-nucleotide messenger RNA. The record is from the annotation of a GenBank genome assembly. NCBI's taxonomy places the organism in Eukaryota, Metazoa, Nematoda, Enoplea, Dioctophymatida, Soboliphymatidae.
AUGCCGGUUUGCGGCGGUCGGUACGCUCUGAGUACUCAGUCGCAAUCCCAAGGGUGUCUGCAGCAAGUAGAACGGCAAGCCGUUCAAACAACGAAACCGAGGACUACUGAAACAGUGAGGGCGGCGGCGACGACCGACGAGGAGAAGGAGGAGGAGACGACGGCUUCGCCGUCUGGUGGCAUGCAAACACGUGCCAGUCACUCAGUGAAAGAGCAGUUUCGAUGA